Caenorhabditis elegans is the source of this 3830-nucleotide messenger RNA. It is a transcript of the gene cyld-1, whose product is annotated as ubiquitinyl hydrolase 1. The transcript is spliced from 17 exons. The record is from RefSeq and is marked reviewed. NCBI's taxonomy places the organism in Eukaryota, Metazoa, Nematoda, Chromadorea, Rhabditida, Rhabditidae. Gene Ontology annotation, molecular function: cysteine-type deubiquitinase activity. Bases 2 to 3436 code for a protein of 1144 amino acids. Gene Ontology annotation, biological process: ubiquitin-dependent protein catabolic process; protein deubiquitination.
AAUGCCCGGCGAAUUUGCAAAGUUUCCGGAGCAAUCAGCUGGAUCUCAUCAAUUUCGUAACCCACUCGAUGAACUUACGGGAUCAAAUACAAUAACAAAUUUAACUGCACACGAUUUUGAUUAUUUUACACAGUCCGAGAAAAAUUCAAAUUUAUAUACAAGUGAAAAUACAAGCAAUUCUAACAGAUUAAAUCUCAAUCAAAAUAUACCGGUCGGCACAUUAAUAGAUGGAUUUGAGCUUAUUAAUGAAGCUUCUGGCUCCGGCUUUUUAGAUGAUCAAUUAGUGGAUGUUAGCGAUUAUAGCCGAGAUAGGACGACGAAGCUGGAUAGGAAUAGGAAUUCUCCCGAGCUAAUAGUUGCUCUUUUGCAACGAAAAGUUCAAGGAAUUCGAUUUUCAUCGAAUUAUGGAAGAGAGGAAGAACCAUGUGUUAUUGAGAUCCCACCAGGAACAAUGGUUCGCGAAAUGGCAGAUGAUGAUUGGAAAAUGUCUGAAUUAAAAGAAUGGUUCACAAAAUCAAGAGCUUCUUCGCAUUUACGUGAUGGAUUAGCAAUGCCCAUGGAGGAACUCGACUGCACUCCUCUGAUUUGUGCAAUGAUUACCAGAUCCGAUGUAAUGAGAAUAAACCAAGAUCAAGCAAUACAUCUUCUGGCUGUCAGUGUAGAGAAACGAAUAGAAGUUUAUCAAAAUUUCGAAUGGUUCAAUUUCAUUCUGAAUCUGAAAAUUGGCGAUUCUGUUUCUGUGGAAGUGGACGAAACAAUGCGACGGGUUCCAGCAAAAGUGUCGUGGAUCGGUGAGAGACCGGAAGCAUCAGGAAUAUGGUAUAAUGUGGACUUUGACGGGAACACUUCUCAGUGGCCUUCUUCAAAUCAAUCAUAUUCAUCAUCCCAUGACCGACUGAAUCGUCAAUUUGAUACGAAUUGGAAUUUUGAAAUGUCUGGAUCUUCUUCAGUUGCACCUUCCAAUUCCCGUCUAUAUUAUUCACCCAAUCAAAUGCAUAUGCCAAUGAAAGGCGGUGGAGUGUCAGCUCUAUACGAUAAUAGAAGGCUUGUGCAAUAUUCUGGAGAUGAAGAACAAUAUCGAAGUGCACCAAAACCGGCUCCAAGAGAACGAAUUAUUCCAGUUUCAAGGCAACAACCAGAAAUUGAACAACGGAAUAGUCGAUCUAUGAAACCUUCUGAACCGGAUUAUAAUACUUAUUCGACUCAUCCACCACGGCCGCCACCAUCAUCAUCAAUGAAUUAUCCAUCUAUGUCAAAUACACAUUCAUUACAACCAAGUCGAAGUAAAAGUGUUCAAACAAUUCAAAGAAAUCAAUUCGUUCGACAAAAUCCUGCAGAAAGAAAUGAACGAGUUGAAAGUGAUCAACUGAACUUUCGAAUUGGUGAUCAAUGUAUUUGGAAUAAUAAUGGAGCUGAGGAAAGAGGAAUUAUUAAAUAUAUUGGUUUCUUGAAAGGGCACAAAACAUUAUAUGCUGGUGUCGAAUUUAAAAACACAAUUGGAGCAGGCACUGGUGUCUUCAAUCGAGAACAGCUAUUCCUUGCUAAAGAUGGUCAUGCUGGUUUCGUUGAACUUUCUUCACUGGAAUCACCAUCCUCUUCUAUAUCAUCCACGUCUACAUCAUCAUCUCAGCAUCGUCGUCGAUUAUCUUCCUCGAGGAGUCAACAGAUGCCAGCUGCAUCGGGAACUUCCAUUAGUGUCCCGGUUAAUGGACGUCACAAUGUGAAUGGAAAGCAAGCGUCGAUAGAAUCACUUUCGGAUCCUCCACCACCACCGUACGCACCGCCAUCUCCGCCAAGAGCAUCGUCUGCCGCUGCGGCUCACCAGCAACCACCGCCUUUGCCUCCGAAGCCAUUAGCUAGAGUGGAAGAUUUUCUGAUUGAUUCGUAUGAUAUUGGAAGUCAUGUUGUUGUCAGACAUCUUGGAGCACAACGUACAGGAGUUGUUCGAUGGCUCGGCGAGGAAAUUGACGACGAAGGAGAUCGAAUUGUUCGUUCAGCGAUUGUUCAACUGGAUGAGGAUGUUCCGACGGCUUGGCGUCGAAGUCAUGAUGCUUCCUCGUACACUGGUUCUCCAGUAGUUGGAGGUGUUCUUGUUCCGAUUCAAUCUCUGAAGCACAAUCAUUCGGGAUCGUCUUCCAAUGGAGCUUCUGUAGUUCAGACUUCAACCUAUCCAACUAGCCAAACGUAUAAUAACAUCAGCCGGCGAACUGAAGAUUUCGGAAGUAUGGAUUCAGGAGUGGAGAAGCAAAAAUGUGGAAUUGCAAAGGACAUGCAACAAUUAGUUGGCAGGCAGAAAGGAAUUCAGGGUUACUGUAACUCGUGUUAUCUGGAUGCCACGUUGUAUGCAAUGUUUGUCCAAACCACUUGCUUUGAUUUUCUUCUUGAAAAAUCGAUCAAAGGAUCAGAAACGGCUCAACAAUUUCAAAAAAUUCUGGCCCACGAGAUCGUGUUCCCUCUUCGAAAAGUUCAUUAUGUGCGAGCGGAUCAUGUCAUGAAACUUCGAAAAUUGCUCGCUGAGCUCAUGCCGCAUGUAACAGGGCUUACAAAUGAAGAAAAAGAUCCAGAAGAGAUUCUUGGAUUCAUAUUCUCCAAAGUUUUCCAUGCUGAGCCAUUCAUAAAGUUGAUCGGACAAAAUCACGCAAAAGAUUCUCAAUAUCUUGUACCAAUUGUGGUGGAUGAUUGGCUGGGAGGUGCAGCAACUUCACAGCAUUUGCUCGAACGGCAUAUGAGAUCAGCUCAAGUAACAUUUGCAAAAGCUCCUCCAGUAUUGAUUAUGCAAUUACCAAGAUAUGGACAACAGAAAGUGUUUGAUAAGAUUCUUCCUCUGGAAACAAUUGACAUUACUCCGUUCGUUGCUGGAGCGGUUCCGGCUUGUUCAAAAUGUCAAGCAUGCUCAGAAGUCUACUGCCCGACGUGUUUCCUGACGAGAAGAGUUUUCUAUUCGGAAGUGAUAUUCUGCAGAAAAUGUUUCCACCAUACACAUCUUUUGCCGGAAAUUGAAGAUCACAAGAGUCGAGAUCUCUACCCACCUGGAAAACCACAAAAGAAACCACACUCCCACAAAAUGGUUCUCUCAGCGGUUCUGUGCAUAGAAACAUCUCAUUACGUUGCUUAUGUUCGAACUUCAUCGAAUCAAUGGGUAUUCUUUGAUUCGAUGGCUGAUCGAGAAGGACUAUCUGAUGGGUUCAAUGUUCCAGUGGUCAGAGAAUGUGGAAAUAUGUCCGAUUGGUUAUCACUGCAAGGAUGGAAUCGUUUGAAGGAUGCUGAUGAGUGUGGACAGAUUAAGGCAAUGUUCGGCAAACAAUCAUCGUUGGAUCCUCUGGUAGGACGUCUCCUUUCCGACAGUUAUAUUUGUUUCUACGAGGACGCCUCACCGACAUCUUCGUCAUCUUCCUCCUCUACCAUCAUAAGCUCGAUUAAAAAUAUGAUGAACUAGACAUCCUGCCUUUUUUGUAUCAUAAUACGUAUUAUCUUUUUCAUGUAUUCAAAAUGAGUAGAAUUCUGUAAUUUUUAUCUUUCCCCAUCCCUUCUAAUUUCUUCAAGUCCUCCUACACCUUUGCUUCUACGGGCUUCACAUUUCCUUAAAGAAUUUUUAAAGAAUCUGAAAAAUUAAAAAAAAACAAAUUGUCUGUAAUUAUCUGUGUACGUAACUUCUGAACCAUUUAACACUUUUCCCCCAAGCCCGGUCGUUUAAUUGUGUCUUUUGCCCCCACUCUGAUUUACCCGUUUUGCUUCUUAGAAUGGUGAAUGUAAUUCAACUAGUUGUUUCCCUCUCGAUUCGAUUUUUCAUUUUUCAUUUCAUUGAAAAUCCAAUAAAAAUCUGAAUCUUG